This is a messenger RNA of Ochotona princeps (American pika), 1115 nucleotides long. It is a transcript of the gene ZDHHC24, whose product is annotated as zinc finger DHHC-type containing 24. The record is from RefSeq and is a predicted model, not a curated record. Gene Ontology annotation, molecular function: protein-cysteine S-palmitoyltransferase activity. Bases 50 to 904 code for a protein of 284 amino acids. Lineage: Eukaryota; Metazoa; Chordata; Mammalia; Lagomorpha; Ochotonidae. Gene Ontology annotation, cellular component: endoplasmic reticulum; Golgi apparatus. Gene Ontology annotation, biological process: peptidyl-L-cysteine S-palmitoylation; protein targeting to membrane. The transcript has 3 exons.
CGGAAGCGGCAGGGCAGUGGGACUCCCUGGCCAGCGGGGUUCCAGGGCCAUGGGGCUACCGUGGGCGAGCGCGAGCGCCGAGGGGGCACCCGUGCGGCUGCCUCUGGUGCUCACGGCGCUGUGGGCCGCGGCCGUGGGCCUGGUGCUGGCUUACGUGCUGGUGCUGGGUCCUGGGCCUCCGCCGCUGGGCCCCCUGGCCAGGACCUUGCAGCUGGCGCUGGCCGCCUUCCAGCUGCUGAACCUGCUGGGCAACGUGGCGCUGUUUCUGCGCUCGGACCCCAGCAUCCGCGGCGUGAUGCUGGCUGGCCGCGGGCUGGGCCAGGGCUGGGCGUACUGCCACCAGUGCCAGAGUCAGGUGCCACCACGUAGCGGGCACUGCUCGGCCUGCCGUGUGUGCAUCCUGCGUCGGGACCAUCACUGCCGCCUGCUGGAUCGCUGCGUGGGCUUCCAUAACUACCGGCCUUUCCUGUGCCUGCUGCUGCACGCCGCCGGCGUCCUGCUGCACGUCUCUGUGCUGCUGGGCCCCGCGUUGGCUGCCCUCCUGCGGGCCCAGGCUCCCCUGCACACCGCCGCCCUCCUUCUUCUUCCCUGGCUCAUGCUACUCACAGGCCGGGUGUCUCUGGCACAGUUUGCUCUGGCCUUUGUGAUGGACACGUGUGUGGCAGGGGCGCUACUGUGCGUGGCCGGGCUGCUCUUCCACGGGAUGCUGCUGCUGCGGGGCCAGACCACGUGGGAGUGGGCGCGGGGCCAGCAUGCCUACGACCUGGGCCCCAGCCUCAACCUGCAGGCGGCCCUGGGGCCCCGCUGGGCUCUGGUCUGGCUCUGGCCUUUCUUGGUCUCCCCAUUGCCAGGGGAUGGGAUCACCUUCCCCACAGCCGCUGAGGGGGAACUUAGGGCUUCCUGACCCCAGGAGAGACGGCACUGCCCGGGCACGGGGGUGUAUGGCAGGGGCUGCACCUACAACUCUCAGGGAGGAAGUUGGAUUGGCCUGAGAGCUGCAGUGGGCAUCGUUAGCUCUGUCUUGGCUGUGGCCUUGCCCCUGCCCACUGUCCCCUCACCUCCCUCCUCACUCUCCGGUGCUGUGUUUCUGGUCCCUCCCUAAGCCAGGGCUGCUG